This is a messenger RNA of Tripterygium wilfordii, 1351 nucleotides long. Its product is annotated as CBBY-like protein. Lineage: Eukaryota; Viridiplantae; Streptophyta; Magnoliopsida; Celastrales; Celastraceae. The record is from RefSeq and is a predicted model, not a curated record. The coding region runs from base 44 to 1180 and encodes 378 amino acids. The transcript has 11 exons. Gene Ontology annotation, molecular function: hydrolase activity.
AGUUGAUUUUUUGCCGACUCGGAAGAAAUUGUUGGCAUUGGUCAUGGAAACGGCUUCUUCAUGUCCGCUUCUGUACACUCUCCGCCUUGCGAGUUCCCUCGAUAACCGCAAAUACUGCUAUUCGAAAAGCUUCAGCUGCGACCACAGCAGUCUCCAUUUACUUCCUUCGUUAACAUUCACUUCCCCGAGAAACUUCAGUUUUCCCGGAAAGUAUUUGCAGUUCAAUCGAUUCACAGCUCUCAGCUCUUCCUCCUCCAGUCCCCAUGCCCAAAACUCAUCUAAUGAACUCGCUAUUCUUCUUGAAGUUGAUGGAGUCCUCAUUGAUGCAUAUCGAUCUGGAAAUCGCCAAGCCUUCAAUGUAGCAUUUCAAAAGCUCGGUCUUGAUUGCGCGAAUUGGAGUGAACCUGUAUAUUUGGACCUUGUAAGGAAGAGUGCCGGGGAUGAGGAAAGGAUGCUGGUUCUGUACUUCAACCGGAUUGGUUGGCCAUCUUCAUUGCCCACAAGUGAGAAAGAAGCAUUUGUUAAAAGUGUCUUGCGAGAAAAGAAACAGGCAUUGGAUGAGUUCCUGAUUUCAAAAGAUUCACCUUUACGACCAGGAGUUGAGGGAUUUAUUGAUGACUCAUGGAAUGAAGGGAUACCUGUGGUCAUCCUGACAUCUUAUAGUAAAGGUGGAGACAAAAUUUCCAGGUCAAUUAUUGAAAAGCUUGGAUUUGAGAGAAUUUCAAAGAUAAAGAUUGUAGGGGAUGAGGAAGUUAAUCAGAGUUUAUAUGGCCAACUUGUUCUUGGUAAGCGAAUACCAUCCGACUUGGAUGAGCAGCUAGCUAAAGAAGCAAGCAAAGCAGUUUCUGCCGAAAAACAAAGAGUGGCAGAAGAGGUUGCAUCCAUGCUAAAGUUGAGUGUCGAGAUUGAUACUGGCUCAUCAGAGAGCUUAGAGAAGGUUGUCGCUGCAUUGCGUGCUGGUGCGGAAUAUGCUGGGCUACCGGUCAAAAACUGCAUGCUUAUUGCAGGAAGCAAACCUGGUGUAGCUGGUGCAGAGAGAAUUGGAAUGCCAUGUGUUGUUUUACGGAGCAGCCUGACAUCUAGAGCUGAGUUCCCCACAGCAGUUGCUAUAAUGGAUGGGUUCGGAGGUGCAGACCUGUCAAUAAAUAAGCUACUCCAGAAGCGAAGUCCAGGACAUUAAUUUGAGUUCUGGUUGAGAAAUAUAUCCUCCAAACUUGAACAAUUCUAUUUUCUCACAGAAUACAGGACAUGAACCUGUCUAAAUACACUUGCUAGAAAUAAUUCCAAGGAACCCUUCUCUAAAGAACAGGUUUUUUUUAACCUUUGUAGGUAUAAAUUGGAUCUAAGUAUA